CAGUUGGGUGCAGCUCCACUAGAGAAGGAAGCGGAGUUUCCGGCUGUUUGCAGCGGAGGGAGAGGAUUGCUGACGCCGCAAAACCCCGAGAAAAAACGCCGCCGGCUCGGGUGGCUAACAGUUUCUAGCAUCGGUAGUGGUCGUUUCAUUCAUACAAGGGGUUUUGGGGGCUGGUGAGUUUUUUUUUACGGGCCGAGGGAGUCGGACAGCAAACCGAGCAAAGAAGCGGCACACGGCGGGGGAGAGCCACCAGCUACCGGCAUGGCCAGGGACUACGAUUACCUCUUCAAGCUGCUCAUCAUCGGUGACAGCGGAGUGGGAAAGAGCAGUCUCCUCCUGCGAUUUGCAGACAACACAUUUUCAGGUAGCUAUAUCACCACGAUUGGUGUGGACUUUAAGAUCCGGACAGUGGAGAUCAAUGGGGAGAAGGUGAAGCUACAGAUCUGGGAUACAGCAGGGCAGGAGCGGUUUCGCACCAUCACCUCCACAUACUACAGGGGAACGCAUGGGGUCAUAGUGGUAUAUGAUGUCACGAGUGCGGAGUCCUUUGUCAACGUUAAACGAUGGUUACAUGAAAUCAACCAGAACUGUGACGACGUGUGCCGAAUAUUAGUGGGAAAUAAGAACGACGACCCCAACUCCAAGGUGGUUGAGACGACUGAUGCACAGAAAUUUGCAGAGCAGAUGGGAAUCAGCCUGUUUGAGACGAGUGCAAAAGAGAACAUCAACGUUGAAGAGAUGUUCAACUGCAUCACAGAGCUAGUGCUAAGAGCCAAGAAGGAGGUGCUAGCCAAGCAGCAGCAGCAGCAACAAAACGACGUGGUCAAACUCACCCGGAACAGUAAACGAAAGAAAAAGUGCUGCUAGCAAACUCGAAGCCAUCCACAAAAGGCUGACUGCCUCUUUUCUUCACAAAUGCAUACACACACACGAUGGGACUCAGAGCAUCUAAAUUAAAGAGCAGAUAAAGAUUUAAUAAAUAUACGGUGAAAGAUUUAAAGAAAAAAAUAAUGGAUAAAAUGUCCCUUUUGGACAAACUAAUCAUGAAGACUUUAAAAAAAAAUGUACAGAUUUUAUUAGAUGUCAGAUCAAGUUUUAUUUGGAAUUCAGCAGAUGGGCACUAUUGACCUGGGGUCCUCCUUUGUUAAAGGAUCUGUAAGCCGACAACUGACCGCCAUGAUGCUCAGAUUUAUAACCACAUAAUCCCCAUAUUCAUCCACCAGUGUCUCAUCUCUCCUUCUCAUUCCACUGCACAUGGGACAUUCAGAGUCGAGUCUGACUCUGCGCCUGAGGAGGAGGGCUCACUUUCUGGAUUUGUUUCUUUCUAGUUGUAUUUUUUUGGGGGGUGGAGUAGGGGGAGGGGGUGUUUGUGUGGUUGGGAAUUGGUUAAAGGAACGGGCAUCUGAGUGAGAGUGGAGGUCUCACCACCUCUCUGCAGUUUCAACAUUUCAGACACCUGUGUUGCCACGGCUCACCCCAACCGAUCAUGAACUGCUAGAUUUUGUUUUAUUUGACUUGAUGGGAAAGGAAUCACACGGAUGAUGAUGAUUGGUAGACAACCUUUAGCAACUAAUCCGAUGGACUGAACUGGUGACUUCUCAUGUAAUGUUUUUCUUUGUCUAUAUUUUUGCCAAGCUUUGCACCCUCUCUCUCCUAACUCCCAGUAGUGCUGAGCCAACAUUAAUUGAUUUUUUUUUUUUUUUUUGUUGUAAGUGCAGCGGAACAGUUGAAUCCCUCUUGGAGCUCUGGGACAUCAAGCUGUGACUGUGCCAUUCACUGCAGUCUUACUACGCUUUCAGAAUUUGCUUUUGAACUUUUUCCUCCUCCUUUUUUUUUUUUUUUUUUUGAAACAAUGAUACUGCCAGUAUUAUUGAAUAAAAAAAAAUAUCAGGAGCUCAGCGGCGCCUCUCAUUGGACUGUUGCCAUACUGGUCCCUAAUUGGCUAAGAGGCAGUGUGAAUCAGGGUCGGAUUGGAUCCUACUGAGUCCUCAGGAUGUGCUUCCUUUCUCUUUAUCUAGUCUUCUCUCCUCAACACCCACAUACCACCACCUCUCACAGCAACAGACUCACCUCCUGCAUCAAGGGCCGCAAGGAAGUUCCUACUCUGGAAAGUGGCUUCUUGUAAUCAUCGGUGGCCAUGUCCCCUGAUCAAUAGCAAACUGUGGUUUUUGCCUUUGUUUUUGUGCAUGUAACACUUUGUUUGAAGGGGUGUUUAAAAGGUGCAUUCAGUAUCCAAACUGUCGUGGAUUUGCUGCAAUUUUUUUAAAUUUGCAGAAUAUUCUCAACAGUUGACUGAUGUUUAAAGUCUUAUGUUGUGUUUUUUUUUCUUUUCUUUUGCUUUUCUCUGUGAUGACCCCCACUACCUGUUCAAACUGAAGUGUUACUGGACAGUGUUUCUGGCAUCCGUGAUGAGAGCGUGGCAGACAGUCGGACUAUUAAUGUAAGAACAAACUGGGAUGAACUGCAGCACUGGAUCCCAGCGUGUUUGGUCUUGGCCUCCUCUCCCUCUCCAUGAGCACCGCCAGAGUUUGUCAUAGAGGCUGAAGCAGCACACGGUGUCUUUUACUGACAUUUUUUUUAUCCUUUAUUUUGAAUUGGGAGAGUAGUAAAUGGAGAGGAUUACAUAAACUUCUGUUGGAAAUACUUAGUUUUCAUCCUCUGGGCACAUUCUGGCAGCCAGUUUGGGAUCCUGAUAUGCUUCAAGAGGUAACUGUGAGUUCAAGGGCCUAAAAAAUGGUAUCAAAUCUCACACUUUAUGAUUUCUCUUCAUUAUGUGUAUGUAUAUAUAAAUAUAUUUGUGUGUUUAUAUUCAAUAUAGAACAUACACACAAAAAUAGCACACCAAACUGUGCAUGUGUUCAACAUGCGCCGUGUGCUAGGGUUGAAACACACUCGUCAGCUGUGGUUUGCUGUACACUGGAGAAAAAGAUGUACUAUUCAUUUUUCCCUACAUGAAUUUAAUCAGUAAUAAACGUUUUAAAGGAAUAAAUAUUUGACACAUAAUGACUGAGCUUAUUUGUCAGUGAUUUAAGACUUGGUCCUAAUUUCAUUUUUAAACCUGUGUCUUUUUAUUUUUGGCUUUCUGUGAAUAAAAUUGUAUGGGAGGAAGUGUG
Molecule: messenger RNA, 3113 nt
Organism: Amphiprion ocellaris (clown anemonefish)
Lineage: Eukaryota; Metazoa; Chordata; Actinopteri; Pomacentridae
Gene: rab35b
Product: RAB35, member RAS oncogene family b
Exons: 6
Coding region: 262-867 (201 amino acids)
Biological process (GO): endocytic recycling
Cellular component (GO): endosome membrane; plasma membrane
Molecular function (GO): GTP binding; GTPase activity
Source: RefSeq, a predicted model, not a curated record